Messenger RNA from Harpegnathos saltator (Jerdon's jumping ant), 5418 nucleotides. RefSeq lists its product as uncharacterized. The coding region runs from base 52 to 4776 and encodes 1574 amino acids. Gene Ontology annotation, molecular function: protein tyrosine phosphatase activity. The record is from RefSeq and is a predicted model, not a curated record. NCBI's taxonomy places the organism in Eukaryota, Metazoa, Arthropoda, Insecta, Hymenoptera, Formicidae. Gene Ontology annotation, biological process: protein dephosphorylation. The transcript has 10 exons.
CUUGUCGAUCGAUUUGUGUUGCAGAUCGAGCGAGGAGAUCUACGGGUAGAAAUGACGGGCGGAAGAACGAUCGUAUUCGCACUGGGGGUAUGCAUAGGCACUUCUCUGCUGCUCUUCGGCGACGUGCUCGCGGAGGAGCUUGCGGAAGCAUCGACCACUCCGUCCGGGAGAUUUGAUUAUCAGGCGGCGCCGACCCCCCGGGGAGCUGCGACGAUCUUGACGAGGGUCUCGCCGGGUCGUCAGGCUCAGUCAAUCGGGGAGAAAGAUGGACAAAAUGUCGAGUUGACAAGCGGCGAGGCGCGCGACAAGGGGGGGGAGCCAUCGCGUCGCGACGCCGGCGAUGACGAAAGUGCGAGCCAGGCUGGAGAGAAAAGCGAUACGUCGCAUGAUCACACGACGCAGACGAGUCCUCGAGCGACCGGUUCGGCCGAACAGAUCGAGGACCCGUCGAGCGCGGAUGGCAGCAGGAAACCGAGAUACGGCGAGAUCUCGGCCGAAAGCUCCGGUAAGAGCAUCAGCACGAAAGCCGUCUCCGAGAGACCUCCCCGGUUGUCCAGGACGAACGAGCUGACUAUAGCGACUACGAAGCCAGCUCUGAAUGACUCGAAGCAGGACAACAAGAGGAACCCGGCGAACACCACGCUAGAAGAAUCCCUUGAGCACGAAGGAGCCAAAACCGUAACGCCGAGAACGAGCGAGGAGCUCGUCGGCGAGGAGUCGAGCAGCGAGCGGAAGCUGAAACCCGACGCGGGAGCGGCGCUGGGGAAUCACACGUUUCCGGAACAAUCGAUCGUCAGCUCCGAUGACAAGAAGGACUCAAGGGCGAGCAUGGAGAGAAUAGUGAACGCCGCGAUAAUCGGGGACUCCUCUUCGACGUCCCCGAGACCGAGGAAGGACGAAGCCAUGCUCGUCGGCGGCAAGGAAGACAGAGCUGGCGAGCAUCCCGAUCUCAAGGUAGUCAUCGCGGAAAAAGACGCGACCUCAGCCAGCUUCGCUGAUCGAGAAGUCGCGGAGGACCGGCGACUGGAGAGCCGUGACCGGGAAUUCACCACCGUGCGCGGCGUUCUGCUCGAGGACGCGCCUCAGGGCGAGAAGCACGCGGCCGAACCCGCCACAUCAGCGUCCGAAGCGUUCGAUCUGGAGAAGAGCGGAGACGAGAAGGGACACGAGGGGGCCGUCUCUCUAAUUAACGACACGUACGUGAACUACAGGACGCAGGCGGAACAGGAGCCGAAAGCUGCCUCUGCGGGGAAGCCCGCCGUCGACCCGAAGGAGGAGGUGGAGGUCGUGAAGGAUGUGACUCAUCAGCCGAUACUGAAGAUCGUAGCUGUCGCGAACGACAGCGCGGCGAACGAUUCUCGUGCCAACGAACUCAUGGAGCAGGCAGUCGUUUAUCAGAAGAGAAGAAUGGCGAUCGGCGAGGACAAAGAUCACGAGGGACAAAGGACGCUCUCGUCGGCCAACGACGCGAGCGUCGAGGGUCAUCGGGCGGGCGACGCGAAAGAACGGGAAUCGAUAAGCACACCUGAGGCUCAGCUGAAGCCGCUGGAAACAACGACCCUGGCCAUCGAGCCUGAACAGCAGACCUCGGCCGCUCCCAGAGUCAUUCCUAGUCCGAUUCCGCAGGGCAGGACUAUCGGCUUCUCCGACGUCAACGAGUUCCCGAGCAUCGAGCUCAAGUCCACGGCUGCGACGAGAGUCGACGGUGGACUCGGGACAACGCCGUUCAUCCUGAGUACGGAGAUGUUUACUCAGAAGCCUUACCCCUAUGUGAAGCACCCCGGCGUGGUGCAGUCGGAGACGACAACCGUCGCCAGCCCGAAGCCGAAGAGCAGCGGCGUCGCUGAGGAGACAUCAGCUUACGAGAACACGAUCAGCAGGGAAGAGUCGGGGAAGAAGUUCAUCGUCACCGAAGCUUCCGUCGUAAUAGAGAAUAGCAUUCAACAGCAGAAGUCGGACGAGAAGGGUCGGAGCGAGCCCGCAAACACCACGACGGAGAGCCCGGCUUUAGCGUCGGCGACGGUGAUCGCGAUCGUCCAAGACGAGAUCGGGCCGACGAACGAGACUCUCCCGGACAAGUCGAGCAGCAGCGUGAAGCCCGCGGAGGCGAAGGACGCGCCGGUCACGAGAUCGGAGGAGAAAACGAUCACGGCGAUGAGGGAUGAGGCCGGUUACGAUGUGACCGGAAAUGGAAUAACGGAAGUCAGCUCGCCUGCGAGUGGACGAGGCGACGGCGAGGAGGCGAAAUCGCGCGCCGACGAAGCGACGGAGUCGACGACGGCGCACUCCGCGUCGACGCCGAAGGCGUCCCUCUUCAACACGGACAUCCAGACUGAACCGGAAGAGGCUAUGAUGAUUCGCUCGACCCUCGUCGUGACCGAGUCCACGAUAGUUCCCGUAGACGAGGACACGGCGACCGAAGCGAACAAGUCCACGACCUCGAUGACGCAGUCAAUGGAGAGCAACGCGAUCACCGGCGCGGUCGAGAAUACCACCGAGUCCACGCAGAGGGCGAACGUGACGCUGCAGGUUGCCGCAGCGGGUGCGAGCCGAAGCAGCGAGCCUUCGUCCACCACGUUGGACCCUGACGAGACGUCGAUCCCGACGACCACUUCCGUCGAGUUCGAGUUUGUCGGCCUCACGGAGGUGGCGUCUUCGAACGGCACCAACACCACGGAGAAGAGCGUCCAGGGGCGAACCUUCGACGAGCAAACGAUGCCGCCGAGAAUCACGACGACCCCAAAGUCCUCCACGGGAAACGCUUCGACGGAGGAGCCGAUUACCACGGCGAGAGCCGAAGACUCCAGCGAGCUUCCGGCUACGCUCAAAGACGAGACCUCGACGACGGAUCAAGUGGCGGCCACGAUAAACGAGACUACCGAAGGCAGGCUCCCCCCUGAAACCACUCGGUCCAUCGACGACGAACAAAGCGGUCGCACGGAGGCCAGCGGGAAUGAAGUUACCACGAGCGCGAUCGAUUUCACCGACGCCGGCACCGACGUCGAGACCGCCGGCGUCACCGACGAUCCUUCCGUGUCCAAGGACUCGGGUUUCCACGCAAACGUCAGCGAGACUUCCGCCCCGGGCGCGACCGAGCUUCCGCCGGUCACGACGCCGCCUGCGACGAACGUCACGGAGAGCCCUACGGCCCCCUUCGCGCCCACGAACAUUUUGCCACCGAAACUUCCCACCCCGAACAGCACGGAAUCGCCCGAGGAGGAGGAGGGGACGGAAAAUAUUCAGAUCUUGUCGCAGGACGAAAUCACGUCGCUCGUGAAGAUAAUCAUCGAAGGCACCUUGCAGGAGGUCUGCCCUCACCUGCCGGACCUGAAGAGUGCGCUCUCGAACGUCCUGACCAACGAAAUGGACAAGCUCGUCUCGGCGAAGCAAAUUGUCAUCCACCAGAACCCUUGUCAAGAGCCGGCGAGCUCGUCGCCGACGCCCACAGACGUGCCCCUGACAUCGAUUUUGGUUUACGUCGUCGACGAGGACGGCAAGUUCGACGACGCUAUGACAAAGAUCCUGCCGAAUUUAUACAAGGUGUCGCACAACUUCCCAGUGAGAAUACACAAGUUCGUGCUGGUGCAGGAAACGGAUUCCGGAAACGCGAUAGCCGUUGUCGUAGUAUCAUCCGUGGCUUUCAUUUGUCUCGUCCUUUUAGCCGGUCUUCUGAAGUUCUCGGUUCAGUGCAUGGCCGCUGAGCUAACCGCCGCCGCAUUUCGAGACAUCUUUAUAAUGAGAAAGAGGCAGACGAGGUUCAACUAUGGAGAACGUUGCCGGCCGGUGUCCUUGGAUGCUUACAGCCUCGAUAGUGUCUCGGCGUACAGUAGCGUAAGGCGGAAAGUUACGUCGAGAACCUCCAAAAGAAGUUACGGCAAUCCGACUUUCGAAGAUUCGAGCGCCAUACCAUCCCACCCGCUGAACUUCGCCGGGAUUUUAUCUUUCUGUAACGACGUUAACAUAAUCAACGAGGAGUUCUCGAAUAUACCCCAAGUUUCGGUGAAGAUAGACGAGCUGCCCCCGGGCACGGAGAUGAAGAACAGGUACGCUAACGUGAUUCCGCUUCCGGAGACGAGGGUGCCACUGGAGAGGCUGAACAACGACCCCACGACCGAGUACAUCAACGCUAGUUACGUGCGGGGCCCGAAGAACGCGACAAAGUACUACAUCGCAUGCCAAGCGCCAUUAGACUCGACUGUGACCGACUUCUGGAGGAUGAUCUGGGAGCAGCAGUGCAAAGUGAUCAUCAUGCUGACCGAUCUCGUGGAGAACGGGGUGGAAAAAUGCACGGAGUACAUCCCACCGUCGGAGGUGACCGACUGUCACCGACUCUACGGUGACUUCCAAGUGACCCUGAAGAAGCGAGAAACCAAAGAGAAGUACGCUAUCUCCACGCUGCACUUGAAGAACCUGGAGAACAAUACGUUCCGAGAGGUGUUCCACAUCUGGUACCUGUGGCCGGUGAGUGGCGUCGAGACGGACGGCGCGGGUCUAAUAGCGGUGCUCCUCGAGGCGAGAGCACUACAGCGCGGAGGUCCUGGACCUAUCGUAGUCCAUUGCAGCUCUGGUACAGGACGCACCGGCACGCUAAUAGCCCUCGACUUAGGAAUUAGACAAUAUGAAAUUACGAGGACCGUGGACGUGCCGAGGGUCGUUUACACCAUCAGGAGAGACCGUGCUGGCGCAGUUCAAACGAAGGAGCAGUAUGCAUUCAUAUACAAGGCACUAAAUCUCUACGCGACGAAACUCGCCGGCGGUGUGCUGGAGUCGACGUGAAAUAUCUGCGAGAAGGACCUACAAAGGUGGACUCCGUUUAGGGCGACGAAGCUGUUCGGUUAACGGGCUGGUGCACAUGUGUACGCGAAGAACUGAGAGAUUUGGAUUCGGGAGCGCUUUUGUAUUCGUGAAAGAACGGGGAAGAGCGCAGUUUUCGUCAAUCGCCAGUCGAAGGAAGAACGGACUUCACGGAGAUGCAGAACAUCUAACGUCGCUCGAUCUGAGGCAGAAGCUCUCUCACACGACAUCCUCAACUAGAAAGGAAGACUAUUGUGCACGGCUGUAGGGCAAAGUGAUCAUGAAAUCAAUGAAACACGGUGGAUGUGUAUUUUCUUUUUUUUUUUUGUUAUUUUGUUAGAACACUGAAGUUAGCGCUGAGUUAGCUGACGAACAGAGAGAGAGAGAGAAAGAGAGAGAGAGAGAGAGAGAGAGAGAGACGAGAGACGUUUUGCGGAGAACUACUGGAAGAACUGAUCGUUACCAGAAGAAUGGGGCGAAAAUAAUUUGUGAUAUGUGGAGUCUAGAUUACUUGUAUUAGCUAUAAACGAGCGGUCGCAGUUGAAAUUCGUUCAUGUUGACUCGUGACUCGUCUUAAUGAUGAUUCCAUUUUGUCGAUGCAUAUUUUAGGGGUACUCAAAAAGA